AUGCUAAAGCUUGUCUGGUUUCUCUGGAGCUACCUCCCGGCGCUGGCUUGGAAGGAGGUCUUGCUGCCAGAGCAUACUGUAGAGCUGACGGGGGGAAAUGACGAUCCUCUGAAGACAUGGAUGGGUUCCCUAAAGUUCCGAGUGGAGUCCAACGAAACACAUGCCAAUGUGGCCGGGGGGGUGAUGUCCUUCCAGUUUCAUGAUGUCUGGUGCUACGACAUAACCUUCGAGACAAUCGACACGCGCAAGAAGAGCCAGGGCACCGGAUUGCGAAUUGAGUUCUCCGGCGUGGGCUUGACCUGCAAGGGAAAGUGGAAAACCACAGGGUCGCUGAGCUGGCUGGUCGUAGGAGAUGGAACCAUCACUGCCACGAUAGAUACCAGCAAGACCAACAAAGCUACGGCUCAAUUCUACCUGUACGGCAUCGACAGUGCGAACAGAUUCGACUUUGUCGAAACGGACUACUGCUAUGCAGACUUGAACCUCCAUAUCGACUUGAAAGGGGGCCUGGCAGUCUUCGCCAUCAACUCGCUGGCGAAGGCCUUCCGGGGCACCUUGAGCGAGCUCAUGAAGGGUCAGAUCCAAUCGAAGGUCUGUGGCGGGAUGCAUGAGGAGGUGGCGCCCCAGCUGACGCGACAGCUUGAAGUGCUCAACAAGUUGAUUCUCCCUCCAUCCCUUCAGCCAGACAGACACGGGCGCCGCUUGAAGGAGGACGACAACAGCUCUGAGCCGGAGCCGGAACUGCCCGACCCUGGAAGCGACUCGGAUAAGCCUGCUUCUCCUGGGAUGGUGGACUGGACCCAAAGCCCACUGCUGAAAUGGGCAAGCUGGAUAAACACAGAGGUGCUGCCACCGGAUGUCAUACACCAACUCUCGCACUGGGCACUGGAAGGCGCGCAGAGCAUGUACCUGGACCUACGCGGGCUUCCCCACUUGGAGCAGGGUUUCGUGGCCGACCAGGCAGCCACUGGGCUCCGAUUGGGAGUCACAGCAACGCUCCAAGAAAUUGUGCUCCAUGGUGCGCAGAGCCUCAAGGCCUACUCGAUGGAGGCCGUGAGCCCGACGCAGCUACAGUUUUCCACGGAGUUUGGUACAGAGGAGCAGCCGAAUGUGGGCUUGGCCGCGAAGUUUUUGAUCCGCCUUCAGGCUCAGGAUGCAGAUCAGUGGCGGUGGUGGUCGCAUGAUGCGGUUUCGCACGUAGAGGAGGAGAUCGGCCUCAAUCUCGCCAUCACGAGACCGCGUUCCCGACUCCAGGCUCGAGUGAUGUGUAAAGACGAUCCGACCACACCGCUGUAUACUGCAAGCCAGUGGUUUUGGGACCCCAUCAAUUGCGCAAGGAGCCUGUUCGUGGAGGCGCCCGUCCUCGAGAAGCAGAAUCUGACUUUCGAGGGCAUCGCCACACCACUGUCCUGGACUGCGAUAACUCCGGGAAUUCUGGAAAAGGAUUUGUCAACUCUCUUCAACGAACUCGUCAGUUUGUUCAACGACUUGUACGAGGCUCACCUUCCGGAUGCUCUGACUCGCCUGGCGGCCAGCGAGGAUGGCCUCAAGGUGGUGAACACUGCGCUGGCGAAGUUGGCAAAGCCCACUCAGUGCAUUGCCUUGGACGAUGCGAACAACAAGACGCAGGGAUACUACGGUGACGAGUUCUCUGAUUGGCCUAAGCUGCUGUCUGGCCAACUGAAACAAUUUCUGGACCAAAUGAUCUCUGGCUUCUUUGUUGCCAACGAGACCAGUGCCCCCAAGUUUGUGCGGGACAUGCCAGCCAUCUCUGCGGGGCCUUUCACCUUGCGCCUCGAGGAUAUGGCCGUUCGCGGCACCGAUCAGGUCACAGAUGCCAGAUUCAUGGUACCAGACACAGGGGCACCCGAGACCCUAGGAUUCUACAUGACCAACGUGUGUCACGGAGAGCAGUACAACGCCACUCUGGCUGUGAGGCUGGCUGGCGAACAUCCGAAAGGUGAGGCACUCAUCGAGGUCGAGGCCCCUUGCGGAGCUUUCGAAACGGUUCUGGACGUGAGUUUGGACACGUUGAAGACAGCCAGCAUGCUGGUGCCCCCAACAUUGUUCUGCACCAUGUUGACGCCUUUCCGAAAGCUGAAGGUGAAGGAACUGAAGCUGGGCUUCGAAUCGGCAGGCGAACUCCGGGUGGCCUUGGGCUCGCAGCCUCCGCGCAAACCGAUAGAGGAGCUAUGGGAGCUUUACCCAGAGCUGUCCACGGCAGUCCAUGCGCUGCUGCACUCUCUCGCGACUGCCGACAAUGUGACGGCUGUGCUAGAGUUCCUGCACCAGGAGGCUGUGCAAGAAUGUGAUGCCAAGUCGUCCCGAAGGCUAACCGCUGCUGAGACCGCGUCCAAAGGCAUAGAUGCCAGAGGAAUCAGCUAUGACAAGGGUUUCAACAUCCUGGUCUGGCUGUGCUCUUUGCUGGGCGGCUUUGCCGCGGCAGCUCUGGUCCUGGGGGCAGUGGUGUACCAGGCGGGGAGGCAAAAGGCUUCAGCUUCGAAGCCCUUGGGCGUUCAUUGCUGGCUGGCUGGCCGGGGCGAGAGGCACUGGCUCGUCGUUGCCGUCUGUAUGAUGCUUGGCUUCUCCGUGAUCCUGCGGGUGCUAGCGUGCAGCUUGCCCUACACGUCGCUGAUGAUGCGGAUGGUGUACACGCCCAAUAGCCUGCAGCUUGACCAGCAGACGAUUGCCACCUUCACAUACUGGGGACUGGCCCUGCAGUUCAAAGCCGGAGGAGGCAGCUUUGUCUUCAUCAACUUCGUGGUGACUUCCCUCGUAAGUGGUGUGGUCGCUUGCGCGAUUCUCGCCUUGCCGUGGUUACUCGGGCUGAGCUUCGGCGUACAGCACGUGCUGAUCCGUGUGGCGAUUUGGAUUGGCAGGCUACCUUUCCAGGAGUCUCAGACCUUGGCGAGCGCUGGCUUAUCCAUGAAUGCGAACUUGGCCUUGCCGAUGGAUGCAAAAGGUGAGAUGAGGAUGGUGCCGCUUGUCGGGCCCUUCGUUGGGAUCACGGCUUGCCUUUUGUGCCUUGCCGCUGGUGUGACGAUGGCCGUGUCACUUCCACAAAGAUCGACGAAGGACGAGGAGCACAAGCAAUGGGCUCUGCCCGAUCUAGUGCUGUGCUCGGGAAUCCUGACGGGAGUGUUUAUUUGGUUCUUCUUCUCCUUCAUCUCCGUGGCUCUCGUGGGCUUGGCUGGAAUGGUCCUGUCACCGGGGACCUACUCCGGAAUGGAUCUGGGAGCCUACAGUCCAGGGUUGAGAAGCACAAUCCUUGUCCAGACUGUCCUUGCGCCUGUUGGCCAGGCAGUCUUCGUCGCGCUGCGGUCAACAAAACUCAUUUCGGAGAGUUGGCGACCUUUGGAGGAGCUCUGUAUGAGUCUCAACGCUCUCGACGUCUUCGCGCUGGUAUACCUCCUGGCAUUCCUAGAGAAUGUGGAUGGCUUCACCACAUCUUUUGCCAGUUCAAACUAUGCGGAUGUCGUUGAGAAUGUGAAGAAGCUUCUUGGUGUUCCUGCUGUUGGAGUCGAGGCUUCCGUGGUGGAGAUGGGGACAGUGGGUCUCUGUAUCGGAGCAGCAUGCACGUUGUUGCUCUACAUUCGCUUCUUGGCAAUCAAGCUUCUGUUCUGCCGGUUCGUCGAUGUAUUUUCACUCGCUGGUGCCGAAGUCCGUUGCCAGGAGGGAUGUCGAAGAUUCAAGUGUCGCGGUGGAGUUGCAGUGAGCAAGACUCCUUUCUGCGGUGUUUUCACGCUUGUGCAGUAUCUCCGAUGGACCUUAUCCAUCGUCUCGGAGAAUCUUAGAGCUAAUGGGAUGCACGAACACAUUCCGUCGGAUCAGCGUGAUGGCUCCCAGACGACUAGCCUCCCGAGUCCACAGGUGAAGCUGGUUCGUGCAUCCAUUCGCAAAUACAAGCGACCUGUCUUCAAUCUGGAGCCCGGUCGCUCCAGCGGUGCUGUGCUUCGCACUGCAGGGCUCGCGACAGCCUGCAUUGCCGCCAGCCAGGCCUCCCAGGCUUUCGUGCCUAGCAGACUCGGCCCCUGCACCGAGACUCGAAGACCGCUGGUCGCAAGAGCUGCAGCAGAGCUGCCACCGGGUUACCUGGCUCCGCCUCCGAACGGCAUUCCCGGGCUGGAGCCUUCGCAGCUUUCACUAGGCACUGCGUUUGCACUCUUCGUUGUUGCUGUGCCCGGCGUUCUUGGUACCAUUCAGAGGUCUGGCCAGGCAAAGUUUGUCGAGAAGACCUAUGUGAUGCCGGGCACUGCAGCCGGUGGGCUUGAGAUGCGUUCCAUUGCAGGUGGAAUUGUUGCGUACUUCACAGGACUUAACUACAUGAUGGAGGAGUCGCCGCAGCAGGGGCGAAUCCGCUUUGUAGGCCAGCUUCAAGGCAGCAUCAGCCAGGCCUUGUUCCUGACUUUCUGCCUUGGUGGUGCCAUCUUUGCUGUGGCGCUGCUCCUAGUGCAGAUCUUUCCCGAUGGCCCCUUCGGAGUCGGCCCCGACUGGUGGUUCACUCCGAUGGUCAUCAGCCCCUCCGCGGGUCUUUACUACUGGCAGCGCGCCUUUCGGAAGGACAUCGUGGAGCUGCAGCUGGGAAUGACCGACGACUUCAUGCAGACCUCCUUAGUCAUCCUCGGCAGUCUGGAAACCAUCGAAGAGCUGCAGAACGGUGUCCGAUUUCAGUCUGACACCGGUAAGCUCUUCCGCCUGAUGGAGCAGGGCAUGGAAUACCAGCCGGGCAUCUUCGAAUCCGACGAGGACCGCAUGGUCGUCACUGGCGCCGCUUCUGGUUCUUCGGGCCCGGACGAGUCCAAGCGACUGAAGGGUUGA
Messenger RNA from Symbiodinium sp. CCMP2592, 4818 nucleotides. The record is from the annotation of a GenBank genome assembly. NCBI's taxonomy places the organism in Eukaryota, Dinophyceae, Suessiales, Symbiodiniaceae.